Molecule: messenger RNA, 1712 nt
Organism: Tetrahymena thermophila SB210
Lineage: Eukaryota; Ciliophora; Oligohymenophorea; Hymenostomatida; Tetrahymenidae
Exons: 2
Molecular function (GO): NAD+ binding
Source: RefSeq, a predicted model, not a curated record
AGUUAAUUAAAAUCAAUACAACUAAAUAAGUAUUUUUAUUUACAAAUAUAAAUGGAAUAAACUGAUAAUAGCAACAAACAAACUUAGCAAUAAGAAGAAACGAAAGAUUAUAGAAACUGCUCUUAUGAAGAAGUCAUGAAAAUGAUUGAAGAGACAAGAUUGAAUUGUUAAAGGACAAUGCAAAUUUGCAACUAAUCAAUUUAAAGUAUUGGAGAAUCUAUCAAAACGGUCAAUGAAGCAAAAUAAAAUAUCGAUGGCUUUUUCGAUUAGUACAAUUAAGCUAUGAACAGCUUGUGCGAGAAAAUUGCUGGAUCAUUCUCAGGAAUGAGUCGUUGUUUUUUAAAAAAUGAGAACACUGAUAAGGAAUUUGAAGAUUCAAGAUAAAUAACAAUCUAAGAAGGUGCAUAGCUUUUCAAAGACAAGAAAAAAGUUGUUUUUUUAACAGGAGCUGGCAUUUCAGUUGCAAGUGGAAUUCCAACAUUUAGAGGAGUUGGUGCUGCACCUCUAUUUGAAAAAGACGGUGUUACCUAUUAAAAUGAAGAAAUUUCUACUUACAAUUUUAUGAAAAACAAACCAGAUAUUUUUUGGGAAAGAAAUUUGAUAUUCUUAGGAGGUUAAUUGGGAAAGAAGUACAAUGUAUCUCACUUAAAGAUUCAAUAAUUAGUCAAUUAGUAUAAAUAAAUCAAGACAUCUUAACUUGGGAAGCAAAAUGCUUAUCAACCCUAAGCAGUAAUUGUGACAUAAAAUACAGACGGUCUUCAUUGCUAGGCAUUUAAUGAGUUAAAUCCCAGAGAAACAAAUUACAUGAACAAAGAUGAUCCUCAAUAUGGAUUUUGCCCUGAUGUAUUUGAAGUUCAUGGUAGUAAAACUUUCCUUAGAUGUGAUAAUUAAGAAUGCAAAGAUUAUGAUAAAAAGUUUUUGUACCCAUAAAAAUAUAAUUCUUACAAAGACUUCAUAUGCGAAACUUGUAAAACUUAAGCUAGACCAAAUGUGUUGUACUUUGAUGAAUCAUAUAAUGAAAAAAAUUAUAGGAUAAACACUUUGAAAGAAUUAACUUCUGAUAUGGAUCUAUUGAUAUCUAUAGGAACAUAAUUAGACACAGGAUAUGCUGCUUAAACUGUCAGUAGUGCAGUUCAAUAAAAGAUUCCAGUCAUAGAAAUAUCUUUAACACCAGUCAUAUAAAAAGGAGGUCUAACUCUGAAAGGAAAAGCAGAAGAAGUUGUACCUCAAUUAUGUGAUUUAGUAAUGGAGUUAAAUAAAUAAUAUUUGUAAAAUAAAUAAUUACCCACACCACAACAAAAAGUAGCAACUAAAUCAAUUGCUUAGAAAAGUUAAAACCCACUAAAAGAUUAAAAUUAUAAAAGUAAUAGCAGUUUACAAUCAACGAAUACCAGCAACUCUUCCAUUUCUACUAAAGUCUCAACUAAUUCUGCUAAACCUGCAGUAAAACCUCUUAAUUAAAACCAAGCGAAUACUAAAACUAAUUAAAAACCAUAAGUAAAAUAAGUCAGUUCUACAAAGCCAAAUGUUAAAAUUGGUCUAACCACAAAGGAAAAAAAGUGAAAUAAAAUAAUAAAACUAAAUAAAUUAUCUACAAAUUUUAAUAAUUAUUUAAUAAGAAAUGUAAAUAAGUAUUAGCUAUAAAUGAAUUGAUAAGAAAUUUAUUGUAAAUAUAAAUAUAUUAAUUAAUAUUUUAAUAAUAGUAAUAAUCU